AUGUGUUUUAUUCAUCCAAACAACGUAUGGUUUCAAAAUCGCAGAGCCAAAUGGAAGAAAAGGAAAAAAAGCACAAAUGUUUUUCGAACACCUGGUACAUUAUUGCCAUCUCAUGCUUUACCUCCCUUUGGUGCAAAUAUUACCAAUAUAACAAUGACAGAGGGGUUGUGUGGGACAUCAAUGUUUGGAGAUAGAUGGGGAGUUGGGGUUGGUUCAAUGACUGGUGGCUUUAGUCAACUUAAUCAAACGGGCUCUAUUCCUCCUUCUCUCAAUGGAAUUAAUUCUUGUAUUAACAUUAGCUCUACUAUGGGUAGUGGAUCUUAUCAACAUUACGGAUUAAAUGCUAUGGGAGAUUCUGUGAUGUACCAACAUUCAGCUAAUGAUCCGGAUUGUUCAGAAAGUUCACCAAAUCAUAUAGCAGCAUCCAACAAUUUAAAUUCUUGUUCAUCAGCCACACCACCUUUACCAAACAACCACCAAGCAAAUAACCAAAGUGAGGGAAAUGGAACGUCAAUGGACUCCCAGUCAACUCAACUGCAUCAUCAUCAACAAAUUGAAAAGCUUGAAUCUUCCGAUAAUAAUUCUUCUAAUUGUCAAAAUUUACCUACUGACGAUAAUGAGGAUAUAUGGAAAGGACACAGUAUAGCCGCUUUACGAAGGCGUGCAUCUGAAUUAAAUUCAUCUGUGCCAUCAUACUUGCAUGUUCACAAUAACUACGAACAUCACAAUUCAGUGUACUAAUUCUUAGUGAUAGGUUUGUAAAAUUCAAACUUAAAAACAAUGUAUAUAAUAAACUUCAAGUAUACGAAAUAAUAAAGUGC
Condylostylus longicornis is the source of this 821-nucleotide messenger RNA. Its product is annotated as homeobox protein orthopedia-like. NCBI's taxonomy places the organism in Eukaryota, Metazoa, Arthropoda, Insecta, Diptera, Dolichopodidae. Gene Ontology annotation, molecular function: DNA binding. The transcript has 5 exons. Gene Ontology annotation, biological process: neuron differentiation. Bases 1 to 741 code for a protein of 246 amino acids. The record is from RefSeq and is a predicted model, not a curated record.